CAUGACCACACUUGUACAGAACCACCCAGAGACAUGUACACACGUUCAGUCAAAUGAUCAGUCAACCCACUGCUGGCCCUGAUUGUUCACCACCUGACGCGCACAGAAGACAACGACAUCCAUCCAUCCAUCCAUCCAACCAUCAAUUCUCACAGUAACGUGACCACAUAACGUCGGGCAGAUGAGAAAGAAGGAGAGAGAACCAGGAAGAGAGAGGAUCACACACAGAAACACGGCACCGUGCGGCUCGCAGAAAGCAGCGCAGACAGACACAAAAUCAGUGCAGAGAAAAGAGCUGCACCGUAGAAAGCUGUGAGUGUCCACACAGCAUGGGGCGCCCCGCCUAUUUUAUGUAUCACAGCGCCCUCAUCAGUAGGGUGCAGCCUUUGCAGCCCCCCUCCUCUUGCCCUCGCCCGACAGCCGAACCACCUCCUCGAUGCGCCGCUCUCGUGUAGCCGCCCUCUUGGCCGACAGCACCCACUCAAGCGUACCCUAUACACAUACGCAUCGCAUGCACCGCACCACAGGCACACACGCCAGACAGAGGGUCAUGCAGACAAAGUGAAACGGAUGCAGUGCACCUCAGUACCAUCCAUACCCGUUUGUAUGACUUUGGGAACUUGUCCCAUGCUUCCUGUGCUUUGGGGUUCUCCUGCAUUGCCGCCGCGAGGUCGUCGGGUAGCGUCAGGGAGUCGGCGCCAUUCAGUGCAUCCCACUGACCAUUAUCCUUGGCGCAAUCGAUGGCUCCCUGGCCAGCCGGGGUCAUCUUGCCCUGUGCAAUGAGCUUCUGGACCCGCCGCUUGUUGAUGGCCGACCAGUUGGACCUGGGCCGCCUAGGAGAGAUCACACAGAGGUAGCUCUCGCUGUCCCACUUGGCCACUCGCGAGUCAAUCCAGCCGUAGCACAAAAGCUCAUCCACCGCCUCAUCGUAUGUCACGGAUGGGGUGCUGCUGGCCUUCUUGAACAGCCGCAGCCACACGCUGCUCUUCUGCUGGUGGUGUUCCUUAAGCCACCCUCGAAGGGCCUCUGCGCUGCUUGCAGUGACGAUUUGCAGCCCCUCGUGCUGUGUGGCCAUCAGCAGCAGGUCCGCGCGUCGCCUUGCAGGGGGAGGAAUCCGACGAGUGGGGACAGCAGUCAAGGCCGUGCUCCAGGCAAGGAAGCCGACGAUGAAUAGAGGUGGCGGUAGAGAUGAGGCGCCUCCUCUUGCUGCAGGAGUGGACGUCAAGGCAGGCGGAUCUUCCUGGGGCAUUCACGUCGAACGAUGUAACGACCUUCUGCAGCAUACCUGCACCAUCGCUCCCAUCCUUUCCG
Vitrella brassicaformis is the source of this 1311-nucleotide messenger RNA. NCBI's taxonomy places the organism in Eukaryota, Vitrellaceae. The record is from the annotation of a GenBank genome assembly.